Chelonia mydas (Green sea turtle) is the source of this 10926-nucleotide messenger RNA. RefSeq names its product zinc finger protein 3. The coding region runs from base 3239 to 4228 and encodes 329 amino acids. Lineage: Eukaryota; Metazoa; Chordata; Testudines; Cheloniidae. Gene Ontology annotation, cellular component: nucleus. The transcript has 10 exons. Gene Ontology annotation, biological process: regulation of transcription by RNA polymerase II. Gene Ontology annotation, molecular function: RNA polymerase II cis-regulatory region sequence-specific DNA binding; DNA-binding transcription activator activity, RNA polymerase II-specific. The record is from RefSeq and is a predicted model, not a curated record.
CAAUGCGCAUGCUCACUCCCAGCUAAGCUAGCGCGCGCAGGGGCCCAUCGCCGCCGAACCCGCCUCUCGGGUCUGACCCGGUGUCACCGCGUUUGACAGGCCAGGCGGGGCGGUCUGUACGGGCUGGGCCGGAGAAUUCGGCAGCGCCCCAGGGCAGGUUGGGAGAUGUAGUUCCUGACGCACCUCAGGCCGGAAAUAACGUUGCCCCAAUGACGGGCGGAGGCAGUUAACGGAUUGCGUGAGGGCGACCCGCUCGCUGAUUGACGGAGAGACCUCCGGGGGCAGCCGCGCGGACAGAGACUCCCGGAGCCAGGGGUGGGGGAGGGGAUGGGAAACUGUUGCUGUGAUUCUCUCUCAGCACAUGAGGAGCGAGGGGGGCGGGAGCGGGUUCGACCCCCCGCUGCAAUGAUCCGUUUAAAAGGAGUCUGGCCUCCUCCUGCCUGAGCCACGUUUCUGGUCUCGCUGAGACGCGUGUUAAUCCGGAGUCACUGCAAGACAGAACAGGGAGUGACUCCAAAUUAACAUGGGGGGCAAAUAAGAUCAGGGUGUGUCCGUGUGGGGAGGGGGUUUCAGUUGUUGCUAAAGGGAGGAAAGUUACUUUCUCUGCCUCAGGAUAUUGGGGUUGAGCUUCCUGGUUCAGACGCUGCUGCCUCGAUUGUGAUCUGGGAGCCCAGGCUGAGCAGCUGCUGCUCCCCCAGCGGGAUCGGGGCUGGGGAGUGACUGUGAGUAAAGCUUCCUCUGUGCCCAGCCAAGGUGAGGAUUUUCUCCAGCUGUAAUUAGCCCCAUAGGGCAACCCAAGGCUCUGCCCACACCAACAUCUGAGCCAGAGACUCUAGGUGAUUGAUAGAGAUCUCAGGGAACGUGCAGGGAGUGGGCAUGAAAGUGACUCUGCACAAACAGCCUCUCCUCCGCUCAGCAAUUGCAGGAGCCGAUCCAACCAUAGGAGAGGAAACCCCCAGGAUUGGCUGCCAGCAAGAGACGGGAAGGGAGACACAAGGAGAGAGAGAGAGAGAGACUGAAAAGGGCAGUGGGAGAAAUAAUUGGGGGGAGAGAUUCCCAGAUUUCUGACCGGCCCAUGUAUGGUUAUUGCCGCAUCCCUGGGCGGAUUCACUUUGCUAUGAACAAGGUGAGGUGCAGGAGGAGGAAAAGCCAGCUCCUGACUCUCCCUGUACCCCCUGCUGUAUGAGUUUGCUGCCUUGGGGACAAUGUCAGGGGGAAUCCCCCAAUGUCACUCCUUUUAUUCUGCUCUUCUCUCCCAUUUGGUUCCCAGACUUUGUUACUGGGAGGGUUUCAAAAUGUCUCGCUCGUUUAGUGCUAGUGGGAGGGGCUGGUCAGUGCUGUAAUCAAGUGACCAAACAUUUCCCCAGCAUAGAAUCGUAGAACGGUAGGGCUGGAAUGAACCAUGAGAGGGCAUCUAGUCCAGCCCCCAGCACUGAGGUGUUUGUCCAACCUGUCCUUGAAAACCUCUAAUGAUGGGGAUUCCACCACCUCUCUUGCUAAUCUAUACCAGUGCUUAAUUACUUUUUUUUCACAAUUGAGUCACGUAGUUGACUCAGAUUCAAUUUGUGAUCUACUAUAACUACCGAUCGUUUUCAGUAGUACUACCUCGUAACCAGCUAUUCCCCACUUGCUCGUUGUGCAUUUGGUUUUCCUUCCCUAAGUCUAGUACUUUGCACUUGUCUUUAUUGAAUUUCAUCUCAUUCAUUCAGCUCACUUCUCCAAUUUGUAAAUGUUACCUUGAAUUCUAUGCCCAAAUAAAUCUGUUAGUCUUUAAGGUGCCACCGGACUCCUUGUUGUUUUUGUGGAUACAGACUAAGACGGCUACCCCCUGAUAGGUGACGCUUUGUUAUUUUUAUGUCUGAUUUUAUAAGCAAGUAGUUUUUAAAUGAGGCGUAACUCAGAGGUACGCAAGACAAAUCAGACUUCUGAAAGGGGCACAGUAGUGUGGAAAGCCACCGGUCUACACAGCUAUUUUUAAUGGGCUAGCACCUACAGUGGAGCACCCAUAGGGAGACACAUCUCAAAGAACUGUUAGGGGGCUUAUUCCUUCACCCACUUACUUCCCUGGUCCUUCUCACAUGAACAGAGAGCAACAAUACCCGAAGUCCAAAGGUGCAAACAGUUUGAUGUUUUUUGGGGUGAACUUCCAGCAAGCAUGAUUCCAGUUUCCUUCCUUAGUGUCCCCCUUCCCAGCUCUGACACCACAGAGCCUUACACCUGUGUCCUUGUUCCCAUUCCUGCCCUUAGCCAAACAUGAUUCCAAUUUCUCCAGCCUCAUUCCCUGUUCCCAUUUCCCCCUUUAGCAAAACAUGAUUCCAGUUUCCCCAGCCCCAUUCCCUUUUCCCAUUUCCCCGCCCCACACCCACCCACUCACUUCCUGAUUGACUGCAGACUAUAUAGUAAAACUUGAGUUCUGCUUAGCUAUACUUUAACCAAUCAUUUUCCUGAAAUUUAACUAACCAAUCCUAACAUAUUGUAACAUGAUUAUGUAACCAAUUAUAUCCCACCACCUUAAUUAGUUUACACCCAGCAAAAUUAAUUAUACAGCAGACAGAAACAAUCACAGAAGCAGACAGAGAUUAUACAGACAAACAAUAGCGAAGUGGGAACUAUAAUGACAAAAGAAUACAGAAGUCAGGAUUUCACAUCCCAGCUAUUGAUAAGUGAGUUCUUGCCAGACAGGAUGCUAUCAAACUAAGUUUCCUUUUACAUCUUCUAGGCACUUCCCUUUCUCUGGAGAUGAUAGGCACUAUCAGGACAGGAGUGUAUUCCUAACAGCCCAAUAGCACCUUAUUUCAAUGUGACUAGUUUGGAAUGUGAGGAUGUGACCAGUCGCUUCCCAGCUUAUGGCUGCCUCUGUUGCUCAGUCAAAGGCCUUAGCCUAAGAACAGGGCCUCAGACUGUCACAGUAAGAGAAGGACCUUACACCGGCAGACAGUGAUUGUGAUUCUGUCUUUUAUACUUCUGACUAGCCAAGUGAUAAGAAUAAAUCUAAAUUCUUAAAGUACAGGCCUUUGCAGACAGGCCUGAAUAUCUAUAUCCUAACAAGAACCAUCGUUAAUACACAAGUUGUGUAAUUUCUUCUUUUGCUGUUACCUGAUCUCACUGGUCUUCUUUUCCCUGAGCAGGGUUUCCAGUUUCCAAACCCGAUGUCAUAUCCCAGCUGGAACGAGGGGAAGAGCUGUGGGCCCCAGAUCUCCAGGGCUCAGAGGAAACAGAGAUCCUGAGAGGCAGCUGCAUGAGUGAUGGGAUGGUGAGAGAGACCGUGGAACAGAAUCGUCAGCAGGAAGAUGAGCAAGUGGAACCACAUGGGGCGUUGUUGCAAAGAUGCAAAAAGAGCGUGUCCAGGAGUUGUGAGCAGGGAAAAGUCUCUCAGGGGCAGCACAGGCCAGAGAAGCGGCAGGGAAACCAGCCAGCGCAGAAAGUUGGAAUAUCUGUUAAUUAUCGGGGAACUCAUAAAGGCCUCAAGGAAACCACAGCCCAGCAGAGAAUCCUGACGGGAGAGAGAAAUAGCACAGGCUUUGAGUGUGGGAAAAAGUUCAGGAGGCGCUCACACCUUAUUACCCAUCAGAGAAUCCACACCAGAGUGAGACCCUAUGGAUGCUGUAAGUGCGGGAAAACAUUCACUCAGCAUUCACACCUUAUUUGCCAUCAGAGGAUCCACACAGGGGAGAAACCCCAUGAAUGCUGUGAGUGUGGGAAAACCUUCUUUUGGUACUCAGCCCUUAUAAAACAUCAGAGGAUCCACACAAGGGCAAAAGCCUGUGAAUGCUGUGAGUGCGGGAAAACGUUCACUGAGCGCUCACACCUUAUUCGCCAUGAGAGGAUCCAUACAGGGGAGAAACCCUAUGAGUGCUGUGAGUGCGGGAAAACCUUCAUUCAGCACUCACAUCUUAUUGCACAUCAGAGGAGUCACACGGGGGAGAAACCCUACGAAUGCUGUGAGUGCGGGAAAACCUUCGCUUGGAGCUCAGGUCUUAUUACACAUCAGAGGAGCCGCACAGGAGAGAAACCCUAUACAUGCUGUGAGUGCGGGAAAACCUUCACUCAGAGCUCAAGCCUUAUCAUACAUCAGAGGAUCCACACAGGAGAGAAACCCCAUGAAUGCUGUGAGUGUGGGAAAUUCUUCCAUCACAACUCUUUUCUUAUUUAUCACCAGAAAAGCUGCAAGGGAGAUAAACACCAUGAAAAUCUUUUCUUGGGCUCAGAAAAGAUUGUUUUUUCCUAAUUCCCAAGUAGUGCACUUUAAGGCAGCAUUUGUGGCGUCUCAGCUCCUUCAGGUGAGUUCUCUGCUUUUCCCUUUUGCUGCUCACCUUUCCUUGGAGUGAAGCCCACAGUGUUUUUCAUCAACUCCUUCGUCCUCUGUCAUGGAAGUGUGCGUCCCUCCAACAGGAAUGCCCAUCGGUCCCAGGUGGGGGAACCAGGAGUGACCUCUACUAGGUACAUGGAGGUUAAAUCUACCUGGGCCUUGACACCACUAGGGUUUUCCAUGGAGUUUGCGAUCCUGAUAUUAAAACACAGCUAUUUUUUCAAGAAAGAAAAUAGCCCAUACAGCGUCCAGGGUAACAUAGCAAAUUUCCUCACCGCUGGACACAAGCUUCGUGACUUUUUCUAGUCUAACCAAAUUUGGAGCAUCCCGUUUAUACUUUUUUCUCCCACUGCAAAGUGAUUGUUAGUCACCAGGUUCCCCCGCUAGGGACAGAUUGCCUCAUUCCCAGUUGUUGCCACGUUGCACUGGGUUCUGCUGAAUUGCAGUUGGGCUUUGUACCAUUUUUCUCCAUGUAAAUGUAACAGAGAAGGAGCAGGGAUAGAGGGUGUGACAAAGUGGGGAUUUUUCCUUGUUAUGUUUUAUGUGAGUCUUACUGUUGAGCCUAUGUGAGUUUUACUGUUUUGCAUGAAUACGGCAUGUGCCUCAGUUUUCCUGUGUGCUGCACCAAUACCUCGGUGGUGGGAAUAGAGGUGUGUGACUUUGGCCGAGACCUCUGGGGCUGGUGAGGCUGCCUGCACGUACGCUAUGACCGGUUUGUGACGUUGCACUCCAUAUGCUUUAUGGAAAUAUGCUUAUGACAUAACUGGAAUAUGUUUCACGCUAAAUACCCCUUGUAUCGUGUCAUUAGAAAGCUUGUAAUCUACUGUGUUCAACCUAUUUGUUUGUAUGUAUUAUUUCUAUAUCUGGAGUUAGGAGAAUUAGCUAUAAAAUUGUUUCACUGAUGUAAACAUAUGAAGUAGAGGCCAUUAAGGGUGCUCCAGAAACAAUCAGUUGUAAAUGGCCUUAGUUUCUUGAAAGCCUUCUUGUGUAUGUGUGGGCCAGCCCAUGGAGAAUGGAGACUAGGGGUCUUACCGUGACAUGUGACCAUGUCACCUGAUAAUUAAAUCCAUCUUAAAUCUCGUACUUUUCCAUUUAGAAGGAGGGGUGGGGACCCAGAGAGACAAAAGAUUCCUGCCUUGUGUCAAAGCUAUAGAAGGGGGUGGAGCAGGAGAAAGGGGGCCAGUCAUGAGAAAUCCCCUGCUUACCACCUGAGAUGUCUGCUGGAACUAACACUACCUGGGGAAAGGAUUGGGCCCAGACUAGGAAGGAGUCUAAUCUGUGAAAGAAGCUUAUUGGAACAUCUCUGAGGUUUGCAGAGGAAUCGUCCAGAAGCCCUAGCCGGAGGAGAAGCUGGCAGAAGUGGACCUGAGCAUCCUUCUAAGGAGACGUGAAUAGUCCUCAUGUUUCUGCCUUCUGCAUAACUGCCUUCCCAAGGGAAAAGAAGUCAAGCGUUGGAGUCUACUGCCCUCAUGCGACGGAAAGAGAGCGACGAGACCGUGAGCGUUGUUGAUGCCACGGAAAAGUCAUCCAACUGGGAGCGGAAGAGCCGCCACCCUCGGUGAGGAGCGGUGUGUCCUCUGCAGCAGAAGGUUUGAUCCAGGAGGAUGACUCCAGGGGAGGAAUUGCUGAGGAGCCCUAGCCGGAGGAGAAAGUGGCAGAGAUGGACCUGAGCAGCUUGGACAUUGUUCUCAGCAGACGUGAACAGUCCUCCGCUUUCUGCCUCCCGCUUAACUGGCUUACCAAGGGAAAAGAAGUCGCGUGCCAGAGUCUACUGCUUCAUGCGAUGGAAAGCGAGUGACAGUGACAAGACCGCCGUGAGCUUCCUCAUUGGGCAUGGGGCUCUGUGGGAUUAAGGCUGAGGAAGAGGUAAGUCUCCUCUGCAAAGUCACUAUUUCAGGUGCUGUUGCAAAAGGUGUUUUCUAUUUGUAGUUAUAAAGGCAUAGUGCAGCGGGGGUUGAGGGCAGAACCCUGGAGCAUGGGAGAUGCGAGAAGAGCAGUGUUGCCAACUGAGAUGCUAAUUUUACUAUCUCUCUCCCCCCCCCGCCCCUUGUGUUGGGUUUAGUACCAAGGGAAAAGUGGCGGGUCAGAGUCCACUCCCCUCAUGCGAGGGAAAGCGAAGGCAAGCUGUGAGGGCUCUACUCACGGUCCACCUGGCUCCAGGCUGGGACUUUUUGUUAACUGGCGUGUAGUGUGUAGGAAAAGGUUCGUGACUAGCUCUGGUUACGAGGGAGACAAGGCUCUUAUUUUCAGGGGCUGCUUUCUUCUCUGACCAGGAGUGGAGUGUUCUCCCCAGCAGGAGGUCAGUCCAGCCACUGAGAUGCUUUUCUUCCUUCCAUGUUUCUCUCUCUCUCUCUCUCUCUCUCUCUCUCUCUGUCUUCUGUGGCCAACACAGACGUGCAUGCUCCCUCUUCUUGCCUCUUCUGAUACUGUCUCCCUUCACAGAAAUUGGGCAUGGAUGCUGUUGUGUGUCCUCACAGUCUUGGAUGUAAGAGCCAGCAGGAUGGGGGCAGGAAAGCGUGUUAGAGCUGGCAGAAGGGGAGCGUAAAAGGCCAUUUGACCCAUCAAGUGUUUAGUCCGUGUCUUUUACUGCAGUGGAGGUGAUGUAGUAGAGAUGGGAGAGGGAGGCAGGUACUGGAAGAUCUCAUGCACCUAUAGCCUUUCUGGCAGCGAUGGCUCUUCCAUAGGUGGUUUGCUGUUCUUGCAGAGGCCUGCUCCAGGCCAGUGCAGCAGCCCCAGACAGAGGAGAAGCAUGUGGAGGAAGUGGACCUGCACAAUCUAGACAUUCCACUUGCCAACGGAGCUGAGGAGGUCUCUUGUGAUGUUGGAGGAGCAGUUCCUCAUGAGAUUGGGUAGAUGAGAGAAAGGCCAGCCUGUGGCAGAGACCUAAGAAGGAGCAGCCACCCUGAGCCCAUCCCUAGGGAUCGAAGCCAGACAGUGAUCUGCAGAGUAAGAGCAAAUAGAAAUUUGCUUCAGUUAAGUAUUGAGGGAGGGCUGCAAAGACUCUUGUCGGCGGAGAGAAUUUGUUAGUAUGGGGUCGGCCUCUGAGGAAAGGCCUCUGAAUCUAGGUGGAGCGGGACCCGCACCCGAGCGGCUCUUAAGGUCUGUGAGUUGUCGAAGGGCAGCAGGGAACUGAGGAGCAGCCACAGCCCCAGAACCCCCAACCGGUACAAAGACAAGAUGGGGGAACAUUUUGGCAGCCUGCAUCAUUGCACCACCUAGAGCGGCAGUUGCCCCAUUCUGCCUGGCUCUGACUUUAAGCUUCUGGCCUCUGACCUGGUGAAUAAUGUUCUCCGUAAAACAUGAAACACUCUGCAUUCCGUCACUGCCUUGGUUCCAGGGAUGGGUGGCCAUGGUAAAUCCCUCAUCCCAUUAUUAGUGUCGCUCUCACAAAACCAGCAACAUCUGUUCAAUAGCAUACCCUGCUUUCAAAUCACGAUGGCCACUGUAUUGUGUUACGACCAUUUCUCCCAAACAAAGAAAGGUCCCCAUGCCUUGUCAAUUCAGUUCACCUAAAAUAGGCGGUGUCUUGUAGCCUCAUUCCCAUUUUUGAGAAACACACUGAGCCUGUGUUGCCACAGAAUCAAGCCCCCAUCCUGUACUCAAUAUGAGUCACAUCUUUGGAUCUAGGACAGAGGUGGGCAAACUACGGCCCGUGGGACCGUCCUGCCCAGCCCCUGAGCUCCUGGCCUGGGACGCUCGCCCCCGGCCCCUCUCUCGCAGCCUUGGCUCACUGCUCCGCUGGCGCAACACUCUGGGUGGGGGAGCUGCAGAGCCCAGCCUCACCCGGUCUCUGUGCCGUGCAGCACGGCUGCCUCUCCUGGUGCAGCCGUGCCGCCAGCCACCAGCGCUUCAGGCAGCGUGGUCGGGAGGCAUGGAGCCAGGGGGUUGGAUAGAGGGCAGGGGAGUUGAGGGUGGUGGUCAGGGGGCAGGGGUGUGGAUAGGGGUUGGAGGGAUGGGGCAGUCAGGGGCAGGGGUUCUGGGGGUGGUCAAGGAGAAGGGGUGGUUGGAUGGGGCAGGAGUCUGGGGGGGCAGUCAGGAAGGAGAGAGGGGAGUUGGAUGGGGCUGCGGGAGGCAGUUAGGGGCAGGGAGUCCGGGGGUGGUCAGGGGACAGAGAGCGGGGGGCAAAUGGGGCAGGGGUCCCCGGGGGGCCAUCAGGGAACAGGGGGGUUGGAUAGGGCAGGAGUCCCAGGGAGACUGUCAGGGGGUGAGAAGCAAAGGGGGGUCGGGCCAUACCUGGCUGUUUGGGGAGGCACAGCCUCCCCUAACUGGCCCUCCAGACAAUUUCAGAAACCCGAUGUGGCCCUCGGGCCAAAAAGUUUGCCCACCCCUGAUCAAGGAGCUAGAACCGAGCCAGAGUAACUGAAACAAGAUGAGUUAUGUGAAUUUUGAUGAUAUAAACAAGCCCACACACUUGAAAACUCUACAAUUCAAUCCAAAUUUCUUGAAAUAAUUACUUGAAAAAUACAAAAGAAACAAAAUGCAUCCAAACCAAAAAGCACAGAAAUUGAAACAGAUAGUUGUUAAGUUUGUGUUGUGUAGCCACUCAAAGUCCUCUUUUCAAAAAGACAACAUCGAUUGCAGUUUUUUAUGCUCUCAACCGCUUUUUUCUUGGUGUGGAAAAAAAUUAGUUCUUUCAUUUACUUGUGAAUCGUGGCAUGCUAAGACUACAAUUGGAAAGCCAAUUGUGAGAGUGCUUUUGCUUAAAAAAAUUGAAGGGUUAACCAUUUAUAAUUAUUUUUUCAUAUGUUAAACACUUGCUUGUUUUUCUUUUGUUUAUAUUACAGUGUGUCAUUUUUAUAACUAGUAAAACUUAGUAACCCUAAAGUGUUUUAAAAUGUGAUUAAGGUUUACUGCAAAAGCAUUAAAAACCCAAACUUUACUUGCUUAACCACAUGGCUUUCAACUUAGCUUAAAUCAGAGCUGCUAUCACACUACUGUUUUGUUAGCUACCUAUAAUUUGUCACAUGACCUACAUGGAUAGUUACAGAACCACACUUCUGUGUGUUGGUUUCAUAAUGAUACUUUUCUUUUAUGCACUGUUGUUUUAGCAUUGGGCUGUUGUUAUUAUUUUUUCCACUUUUUUCCCUGUUAACUGCUUUUGGGUGUAGGAAAUGGCUUGUAACUACAAAAAGUGGUCCCAAAAAUAUCAGCUGAUUGCUGAUGGUUAAAAAAAAAAGAAAACUCAAAUUCCACAAGGAUAAAUUAUGAUGCCAAAUAAGCAAGUUUAACCACCGGUGCAUAACAUGUUAAUAGUCUGUAUGAAUGUGCAGCAUUAAAUAUGCAAGCGGUGAAACAAAUGAUGAUCUUUACCCAUUUUCAGUUUACAGCCCAAAGUAUCUAAUAAAAGGUGAUGUGCUGCUAAACAUCUUACAACUUAAUAUCAGUUUUUAGUUUCUUUUUAGCUACACAUAAAUUAUGACUCCACUUUCAUAGCUUAAUGACCUCAAAUCCACAAUGUUUCUUGGAAUUUUCUACUAUUUAGUCAAAUCAAAAUUGGAAAGUCAAAGUUUAAAGAAAGGAGCUUUGCAUGCCUUAAAUUAUAAUAAGAAAAGGAGUACUUAUGGCACCUUAGAGACUAACCAAUUUAUUUGAGCAUAAGCUUUCAUGAGCUACAGCUCACUUCAUCGGAUGCAAGCUGUAGCUCACGAAAGCUUAUGCUCAAAUAAAUUGGUUAGUCUCUAAGAUGCCACAAGUCGUCCUUUUCUUUUUGCGAAUACAGACUAACACGGCUGUUACUCUGAAACCUUAAAUUAUAAUGAAGCCCACUGAUUGGAGAACUGUAUCACAAAUUGUGACUCAAAGCCAUAAUGAUUAGAUUAUGUUUUCUUUUCUACAAAAAGCAAAAUUUGUUUAAUACAUUUUUAUUACAUAUAUUAUGUUCUUGCUCAUACGGCUCUCCAGAUAUGGUUGGCACAACUUUAAAGGUUGAAUCUGAUUUGUGUAUCAUCUUUGAUAUCUGUAGAGACCAUGCAUUUUACAAGGUGAAGGUGGGACAGAUUUGUUAGUAAUGGCCACGUAUACCUCCAAUAUAACCGAUGUAAGACAGAUACAGCCAGUGGAAAUGAGAGCAGGGAACACACAUGCUUGGAACCAAACAAAUCAAAGCUAGGUUAAGCGGGCAAAGUAAAAGUGAAUUUCCCUUGCAUAAAUCACAGUGAGUCAAAAGUAUAAGGAGAGAAGAAAAAUCACCUCUCUCCUCCACUCUUCACCACUCAUAGCAGCAACAGCACCUAAAGAAACACAACUGGUGGAUGGGUCCUAGCCUGGAGGCCUCUAGAUAGUACAGACUGUGAAGAGCAUACAUUAUGCCCGCGAUGGAUCGUCUGCACCCGAGUCGGGGAUAUUUCUGAAAGAGACGAGGAGGACCCAAGAAUAAGAGACAGCGACCUCAUCGUUAGCUGUCCUCCUCUGUCUGUACUCACGGCAACAAUAUCGCUUGACGGACAAUUGGAGCAUCACCGAACUGUGGGGAGGGUGGUUGUGGCUGGAAGUCUUUCCAGUUAGUAUGAACUGCUGUAAGAUGUUGGGUGAGAAAACUUUUGGCUUUGAAAUGGUAUUUAGCUUGGUGAUGUUUAGGAAUUGGUUACAAAAGAAAUAAAAUGUGUAAGGCCAUAAAA